CUAUGAUCUGUCUCAAGAAACUCUUUCACUUUUCCUCAUGACUUAUAAUAGGCACAAGGCAGUUCAUGCCUUGCAUUUAAUUCCAAGUUGUACUCAUUCAUCUUUAGCGAAACAACUAUCCCGGGGUGGGACUGCUCAUUCUCAUUAUAACAUGCGUUCCACAAUCUUGCCACCCUUAGGAUCACCAUUCCAAACGCCUUUGCCUCAGGAAGGGCACGAAAUUCGCGCUGAGACGCCUACAAUGUGUGAAGAAGCAACAGAUAUUGUUAAGUAUGGUAAUCCAUUAACAAUGGACCGCCUUUUCAUUGGCCUAGAGCCUGCAUGGAGCGGUAUCAAUGCCAUUGAAUUCACGGAACACAUGCCUAUUUCGUUCGUCAGUAAGCUUGUCACCACGAGGGGUAACAUACCUAAAAUGGAUUGCUUCAAGAGAACUUCACAUAGACACCUGGUCAACCUUAAAGAGGUAUUUGUGGCUGAAGAAUCUCUGAUGCUCUUCUAUGACAAGUGGGAAGGCAUUUCACUCAAAGAAAUUCAAGACCUUCGACCGGCUUUCCAGCUUGGAGAAGUUGAAGUGGCUACAAUUUGCUUUCAGAUGCUUCAAGCGCUGCAAUAUAUCCAUGGUACUCUAGGCAUAAACCAUGGAGCUCUUUGUGGAGAAGAUAUCUACAUCCAAGAAAGCGGUGACAUCAAAAUAGCAAAAAUUGGUGAAAGCAUGGCUAGGGAGUUCCACCCACAAGAAAAGUCGAAGGAUAUCCGUUCGAUCUUAAAGAUUGCGCGACAGCUCCUUGGUCUCCGAGGCACCUCUGGAGGCAGAGGGACACUGGGCUUGCUAGUCCAUGACUUUACAGCUGCACCACCCAAUACAACCGUUGAUCAACUUCUGCAGCAUCCCCUUAUGAGAUUCAAUGCGGGACCAUGGUGUCUCAGACCAAUCAAUCUCCUAUGUACAUUGGCUAGGACACGGUGCAUUUCAACGUAGGGUUGAAGAGCACAGCGACUGGAUAAGCGCCGAGAUACUGUAUUCGUGAACACGGC
Molecule: messenger RNA, 1035 nt
Organism: Aspergillus alliaceus
Lineage: Eukaryota; Fungi; Ascomycota; Eurotiomycetes; Eurotiales; Aspergillaceae
Exons: 4
Coding region: 38-979 (313 amino acids)
Biological process (GO): protein phosphorylation
Molecular function (GO): protein kinase activity; ATP binding
Source: RefSeq, a predicted model, not a curated record